AAAUCUGUCAGUUGGAGCCUAGAACUGGCAAUGUCAAAGGGACUUGUGAAGAAGAGGAGGAGGAGGAUGAAAGUUCUUCUUCACUAAGUGAGGACUACAACAGCUUAGACUCUGAAAAUGAAUGCAGCUCUCUACAGAGGAGGAAGGAUUUAUCACCAGGUUAUAUCCCCAGUGCAGCUUGUAUUGAUGCCGCUCGGAGGAAGCGUCACUUAGCCAGGACACGGGCUGAUUAUCUUCCACUGGAUGUUUCAAACAGUCAUCAGGUCUCUCAGAGAAGAGAAAGCAGUGAUUUAGAGAGUGAAGAUGAGUCUGAUACGAAGAAUCUCAAUUUUGUUCCUAAAAUGAGAACUCUUAGGCAGAGGAUGACUGAACACAUGGUGUCUGUGAGUGAUGAAUCAAGUGAAGAUGAAGCAGAAAUUAAGUGGGAAGAACAACAAAUAAAUAAAGCCGUUAAACUAUCUCAGGAAACUUAUGAUGAUGCUUCCCUGCAUAAAUCUAAACCAGCUAAACCAAAGUUUGAUCCCUCUGUUUCUCUACCACCUGUGAACUUGGAAAUUGUGAAGAAGCGACUGACUGAAAGGAUAACAUCAUUACAGGAUGUGCACCGUGCCCACCAGAAGGAGUAUGAAAAAUAUAUGGAGGACAUUGAAAGUUCAAAGAUGACUGUCCAGGAGUUAGAGAAGUCUUCGGAUGCAGCUCUGAAUUACAAAUUCUACAGGGCCAUGAAAACAUACGUGGAAAACUUGAUAAACUGUUUGAAUGAAAAACUGAAAUACAUUAAUGAUCUAGAAUUGGCUGUACAUGUACAUCUUCAGCAACGAGCCAUGAGAGUAUUGAAACGAAGGCAAGAUGAGCUGAAAAAUGAAUCUGCUUAUAUUCAGCAUCUGACAAGUGGGAAUGACAAACCAACUAAUGGUGGAUUGGAAGGUGAUGAGAAGACACAGCUUCUGGAAAUGUGUGAACGUCGAAG
Messenger RNA from Pelecanus crispus (Dalmatian pelican), 970 nucleotides. Lineage: Eukaryota; Metazoa; Chordata; Aves; Pelecaniformes; Pelecanidae. The record is from RefSeq and is a predicted model, not a curated record.